Messenger RNA from Sphaeroforma arctica JP610, 644 nucleotides. RefSeq lists its product as hypothetical. Lineage: Eukaryota; Ichthyosporea; Ichthyophonida. The transcript has a single exon. Gene Ontology annotation, biological process: tRNA modification; alanyl-tRNA aminoacylation. The record is from RefSeq and is a predicted model, not a curated record. The annotation marks the transcript as partial. Gene Ontology annotation, molecular function: nucleic acid binding; aminoacyl-tRNA deacylase activity; amino acid binding. Gene Ontology annotation, cellular component: cytoplasm.
AUGCUAGAGAUCUGGAACGUCGUGCUGAUGGAGUACAAUCAAACACACACACAAGGAGAAGGCACCCACGCCACUCCCAUAGAUGGCAGCUCAGAUACUCGUUCGGCAGUUAAUGCAGAUGGAAAACACGGGAUGCAGAAACUAGCGUACACGUGCGUGGACACCGGAAUGGGUCUAGAGCGGUUGGCCUCAGUGUUACAGUACACAGACAAUAACUACAACAUAGACACCUUUCUGACUAUUGUGAAUGCUGUAAAACGCCUACCCCAUCAUGAAUCAGAGGCACGGGUACACCCACACCCACAGGAACGCGGACUAGAGCCCACUCAUACCCCACAGGGAUCACAUACCUACACACACACCCCAGAAGACUCACACACACACAGACACACCCCCGUACACACAUCAGAACACGCACACACAUUGGAGCGUUCAUUUGAAGAGGCGGCGAUAGCACGGGAUCUACAGAAUGCCACUGAGGCACCGUACCGUAUCAUUGCAGAUCACUUGCGCGCAUCCGCGAUUCUGAUUGGCGAUGGGGUUUUACCGUCCAAUCAGAAUAGAGGAUAUGUGCUCCGGCGGAUUAUCAGGCGCGCGUGUUUGGCCGCAACACAGGUCGGAGUACAGUCACCGUUUAUGGAGCG